CGGGGAUGAGGGUUGAGCAGCGGGAUUUCGGAUCGUGGAUGUCGGGGGGGAACGGGGCCGGAGAUGGGGGAGUAAGCGGAGAAGGGAGUAUCGAUCAGUCGGGGUCGGGAUGAGGGGGUCGGGAUCGGAGGCGGGGAAGGGAAGGGUCGGGCUCCGGGACGGGAGGGGCGAUGUCGGGAUCGACGGGAUCGGGGUUCGCGGGGAGGUGGGAGGAACGGCCGGGGUCGGGAGCGACGGGAUCGGGAUUCGCGGAGGGCGGGGAGGAACGGGAUCGGAAGUUGGAGGAAUCGGGAUCGGAAGUAGGGAGGGGGGGGUAUCGAUGGGACGGGGAGUCGGGAUCGAUGGGAUCGGGGGGUCACGGAUCGGGGCUCAAUGGGCAAGGUCGGGAUCAGCGGGAUCGGGGUUCGCGGAGGUCGGGGAGGGACGGGGUUGGAGUGGCGAGCAUCGGACGUCUUCGGCCGGCUCCUGCAGUGGUCGUGCCAUUCCCGCGUGCUCCACAACGGUCGAAAAAUACGUAUUUUGUAAGCACCCUCUUGCAGCCAGCUGCGAGAUUGCAUCAAUUUCUUUCAUUGGCGUCUUCCCUCUCGCACCGUUUUUCUCCGUUCGCCGCGCUUGCCACAGCGCGAGUGCAUCUUUUGUUUCUACUACCCUGUCGUUCAUGGCAGACCUGUACCGCAGGCUGCCUUUGCUGCUGCUCGCCGUUGUGCUGCUCCUUGCCGUUGUCGUCUUCCAUAUUUGCUGCCUCGUGCGCAUUCCAGGGAGGAAACAGACGCGGCGAACGUCGAAGACAGCCAGGAAGAUGGAGAGGGUACAAACGAGGACCACGUUGUCCGUUGGGGCUGCGGGGUCGUCACGUCAGCGCUGCAGAAGUGCGGAAGCAGUGAGGAGGCCGUACGACCCCGCACUGUACAGCCACUUGCCGUCCCACGAGAUACCGUUGCCUCCAAGUGACGAUGACGGCGACAACCUACGAUGUUCUUCCCUUCCUCUGGGCAGCGGUUCGACUCAGGAUUGGAUGGGGAGCCAGCUGCACAGGCAGGCAUCGACGCCGACGUACACUGAUCUGCUGGAGGGGCGUACCCCGGCUGGUUAUGACCCAGGACUGGUGGAUCUCAGCUUCGGAUUGAGGUCCGGGAGUGCCGAGAAGGUGACGCGCACCGUUAUCAUGAACCCAGCUUCGGGCACCACCCACACACCGGCUCUAGUGACAACGCGGACUGGCGGAUCAGUUCCGUGUAGAAUGACGCCGGCAGGCGGCACAGUGGACGGACGACGCCCAAACGAAGAGUGGUCAGCAACGGAGGUCGUUGGUCAAAAGUUUUGGGAUGAUCAUCGGCGACAAUCCCGUGAGGCGAGCACGGCCGGCAUAACGAGAGGGGUGGCGAAGAUUACCGUGGGGGCGGACGAUAUAUUGGGCGAUGAAGAUGGUGCAGUUGGGGAGGAUUGCGAGGCGGACGACGGGGCCGGUGACGAUGACGAGGAGGACGACGAGGAGAUGGAGAUUCGUCCAGUAGGGAGAAAGCGGGGAGGGUCAAGGGCCGCGAAAAAGUUGCCGGAAACGCGCACAGGGCGGAGGGGGAAGAAGGGUGUGGAAGAUGCGUCGGCUGGCGAGGGAUCGCAAAGCCGGGAUUUUUGGACCGUGGAGCACAUGAUUGCUCUCAUCCGGGCAAAAAGAGACCAGGAUUCGCAUCUUGCCGGCCUCGCGCACACCAUGGGAAGGAUGAAGACGAAGACAUGGAAGUGGGACGACGUGGAGAAGAGGCUGGUGCAGAUGGGGGUGACGAGUAGAAAGGCCGUCGAUUGCGAGAAGAAAUGGCACAACCUGUACCAGCAAUUCAAAACCGUGCACAAGUUUAUGGGAGAAUCGGGGAAGCCAAAUUUCUUCACACUGACGCCAGGCGAGAGGAAGGAGCGGGGGUUCGAUUUCCGGAUGGAUGAGCGUGUGUAUUUGGAGAUGGCGGCGAUGACCAGGAGCGAUCACACCAUACACCCCACCAAUCUCGCCGACACCGGUGCGACUGGAGGUGUUCAAAUGCCCGGCCCACGCCGAGGUCGGAUUGAAUCUGGCGGUAGUGAGGGGGGCGGGGAUGGACAGGACGACGAUCAGGGGUCCACGAGGGAUUCUAUCAGCGGCGGUGGUGUUGGCGGGGCCAGCAAACGGAAGAAUGGGAGGCAGCAGACCUUCGACACGAUUGCAGACGUGAUGAAGGAGCACGGGAGUCUGAUGGCGACAACCGUGGACAGCGCGAGCAAGAGACAGUGCUCAAUUCUGACUAGGCAGUGCGACAUUCCGGAGUGCGAGGUUGAAGUGCAGAAGGAACACUACGUUAAGGCCGAUCAGGCGAACUUGAUGAUGUGCGAACCACUUAUGGAGAUUGCUAAAGCGAUCCGCGAGCGAUCAUUCCGAUUUGUGGACCAGAUGCCCCCACGGGGCACCUCGGCGAGGGGCAGGAAAGAGGGCGGGGUGGGCGACGGCGGGGAAACCAACAAAGGAAGAGGCCACAUACCGAAGUCGAAAAGGCAGCACAUCGAUGACGCCAGCUCCUCACAAACUGAUGACUUCCUCGCAGACGAAGUGGCUAUGGUGGACGCGCACGGGACGGCAGGGGUCGCGAGGUUGGGUUUCGGGAGGGAUGGAGUGUCGAGGGAGCAGCUGCAAGCAGUGAAACGCAGCGUUGUUGGCGGUGCUGCCAGGACAGUGCCAAGGACCCCAAACACGGCAGGGGUUGUCGUCACGGGCGCGCGCGUCGCGGGACAACUUUCGGCGGCGACACGCCAAGGUCAGCCACGUCAGGCACUCCCCCUGCAACACGUGUUGGCAUCAGGGGGAGGGCACACGGCGCCCGCGCAAAAGGGCGACGAGACGGCCAGCCCCAGUCGGACGGCGGCGGCAGAUCACACACCUAAAGCUGGAGUCGUCGAAGGUGCGAAAGACAGGCGGGGGGUCGACGACGUUGGCCGUGACGAUGGUCGAAGAGACAGAAAGCGGGAGGACAAUGACGGCGACGACCGUCCACUUGUGCCGAGGGGGAAGGGAGCGCCGAAGGAGGACGAGCUGGAAGAGAAGGCAAAGUUGUGGGUUGAUUGCGACGCUUUCUGGGGUCAGGGUCCCGGGAAACCUCUGAGGGAGCCGGUAGGCGAAUGCAACGACUACUUCGUCGCCAUCGCCAACGGAGACGCAGGAGCUGAGCCGCCUUCGAUGCUCAUCAUGCCGCCAAAUGACGUGCCGCGCUUCAAGAUCGACGACCCGGCGCAGCGUGAUCCGGCUCUCCGCAUAGCGCGCAGCGUGGAGAGAGUAGUGUUGUGGACCAUCCAUGGUUGGAUCUUUAAAUUGCAGUCGAGGUCGACUGGCUUCUCUCGUGCAGAGUCGUACAUCACCGUCGAUUUCGCCACGGACCUCGCACGAGCAGUUUGGCAGGCCUUGGAAUGGUCGAGAGUGGUAUCCCCUGCACUCGUCUACCACACGUUGGCGAUGAAGAUGGACGUGCCUCUGUGGUUCGCGGGGGUGAAGAUAGAGGACCACCUGGAAGACGACGACAUGGCGGCGCGGCAGGAGGCGACAGUUCUUCUGCUGGCGGAGUGCUGGACUGAUGCGCUGUGGUGCGGACAGUGGGCGGAUGGCGGGCGCGUAAAACAGGAGAGGUUGUCCAGGCUGGCGGACAGUCUGCGACCGUUGUUGUGCGCGGUCAUGUGGAUCAUGCGCAUGGGAGGUGACGACGACCGAUCGCAUUACGAGGCAUGGUCGUACGCGUCCAUGGUCGUGAAACCGACGAUGAUAGCGGCGGGGUCGUACAUCUUCAACUGGCUCCGACACAUGGUGGACUCCGCCAACCUUGUCCUCAAUUGUCUAGGGAAGGCCCACCUCACACUGGGAGAUUACCCGCAAUGCAUUCCGGAAUGGUGCGAUUGCGGGUUGGCGCUCGGGCACAACGCUUCCCUGAAGAACGCGGCGGAGGCCGCGAAACACGGGUUGAUCAGCAGCGGGCCCGCGGCGGAUGACGAUGGAGAUGAUGGCAAGUGACACGUCAUCUCGCCCAAAGGUGGCAGCGGGUUGGUGCGCAUCGUCGGCGCUUCGUCGACGGUGGUGACGAGUGAACGAAGCG
Molecule: messenger RNA, 4103 nt
Organism: Chara braunii
Lineage: Eukaryota; Viridiplantae; Streptophyta; Charophyceae; Charales; Characeae
Source: the annotation of a GenBank genome assembly